Molecule: messenger RNA, 381 nt
Organism: Rhinocladiella mackenziei CBS 650.93
Lineage: Eukaryota; Fungi; Ascomycota; Eurotiomycetes; Chaetothyriales; Herpotrichiellaceae
Exons: 3
Coding region: 1-381 (126 amino acids)
Cellular component (GO): mitochondrion; cytosol
Molecular function (GO): deaminase activity
Source: RefSeq, a predicted model, not a curated record
AUGUCCUCCGGAUUGACUCCCGUUCUCUCCCCAGAGGCCUGCCCUCCUGCUGGUCCCUACAGCCAGGCCAUUAAAGCUGCAGGACAAGUCUGGGUCGCCGGACAAAUCCCCGCGGACUCAACUGGCAAGUUGGUUACAGGCUCCAUUGCCGAGAAGACCGAGCAAUGCUGUAAGAACAUUAAGGCUAUCUUGGAGGCUGCUGGAAGUGAGAUACCCAAAGUUGUCCGCGUCGGGGUCUUCCUCUCCGAUAUGAAGUAUUUCUCGGAGAUGAACGGCGAAUACGAAAAAUGGUUCUCUCAUAAGCCGGCGAGAACCUGCGUCGCUGUGCGAGAGCUGCCUAAAGGCGUUGACGUCGAGAUUGAAGCCAUUGCAAUCCAAUAA